ACCAGAUGUGAAGGACGCUACAUAGAUAAGUCACAAAUGAUAUGGAAAUCAGGUCUUCAUAUAAAGUGAGAUGUGAUAUCUAGAUUCUACAUCAUAUCAACACUAAUCGAUAAUAUAACCUCAUUGGAGCCCAUCGUAUACUCAGGUGUAAAUAUAUAUCAUGAAACUUUUCGUUUUGAUUGCGCUAUUUAGCAUCGCCUCACAAUCGCUAGCGGCACCCAUAGAAAGUAGAGGUCUAGCGGGCGAAAAGGAGUCUAUAACUUUUGAUCAACAUGAGCGUUUCACACAAACGAAUAGGAGGCGUCAAAUACCACAACCAUCACCGAUUUACAGCAACGUUCCCCAGUUUACUCCAGUACAAUACUACACGGGACCAAUGCCGAGCAGAACUCCAGUACCAUAUAUUACGGUGAAUCAGCCGACAAACGAACGAAAUCCAGACAGCGGGAUUGAAUUGGGAGAUGAUGAUGGAAGUAUACAAUCCCAACAAGAUACGAUUACGCCACUGACCACGUUCCCGGACACAGAAAGCUCGCCAAAUGACCCUGUCUCUUCGGAUACCCCUGUGACUGGCUAUUUGAGUCCCGAAUACAUAGAUAACAAUCCAAAUUCAACUCUUCCUGGACCGAACGGCCGUGUGACAAUGCGUGCUAAUCUUGCUUUUGAUUUUCUAAGUGGUCCGUGCGGAUCAAAGGUUUAUCUGUCAAGUGAUGGCGUACUGCACUUGUAUAACGCUGGAGGUGCAAACGUAGGGCAGUUUACGGGCGCUUACGGUGCUUGUGAUCAAAUGAGCAGGGUCCCCUGUGUCAUGCGAUUCGAAGCAGGGUCGCUAAACAUAGGUAAUUACGCACGGGGAGAAUUCCACGACCCGAAGUUCAGUACGAAUUCCAAUGGAAUCAUGGCAAUCGUAGUUGAGACGGGAGAUAUUUGGAUCAUUCGUGAGAAUGGUGUUGCAGAAGUCAAAAUUUUGAUGAACUCAACUAACGAUAUCUGUAGUAUUUGAGCUGAUCUCGUAAAUACGCAAUUAUAAGUACAUCAACUAGCAAACUUUGCUUUUAUACGCCCUAUAAAUAUAAAAAAGAGAAGAACAC
This is a messenger RNA of Sphaeroforma arctica JP610, 1091 nucleotides long. RefSeq lists its product as hypothetical. The record is from RefSeq and is a predicted model, not a curated record. NCBI's taxonomy places the organism in Eukaryota, Ichthyosporea, Ichthyophonida. The transcript has a single exon. The coding region runs from base 161 to 1003 and encodes 280 amino acids.